AUGAGCAGCACCAUCCGCCGAAUCGCCAAGCCGAACCCAGGAGGCCAAAACCAGGCCAACCCCGCCCAGGCCCAGCCCCCGGUCAACACCAGCAUGGCCAACCCGGCCUCGCUGCCUGACUUCCAACUCGGCGAGGUCCUCGGAAGGGGCGCCUUCGGAUGCGUCUUCCGAGCCCUGAACUGGUUCACCGGCGAAACGGUGGCCGUUGGGCUCAGUAAUAUUCCUCGCUCGGAGCUGCCCGAGAUCAUGUCCGAAAUCGACCUGUUGAAGAAUCUGGAUCAUCCAAACAUUGUCCAAUACCGUGGAUUCGUCAAAACAUCAGACUAUCUGUACAUCAUAUUGGAAUACUGUGAAAACGGGUCGCUGCACACGAUCUGCAAAAAGUUUGGAAAAUUCCCAGAAUCACUCGUGGCUGUCUACAUCUGUCAGGUGCUCGAAGGCCUGCUUUAUCUGCACGAACAGGGUGUGAUCCACCGGGACAUCAAAGGCUCCAACAUCCUCGCCACCAAGGAAGGAGGGGUCAAGCUUGCCGACUUCGGCGUGGCCACCCGCACCGGUGGCCUAUCCGACAACGCCGUCGUCGGCUCGCCCUACUGGAUGGCCCCCGAAGUCGUCGACCAAUCCGGCGCCACGACGGCCUCCGACAUCUGGUCGGUGGGCUGCGUGGUGAUUGAGCUUCUCGAAGGUAAACCGCCCUACUAUUUCUUGGACCCCAUGCCGGCCUUGUUCAGGAUCGUGAAUGACGACUGUCCUCCUUUGCCUGAAUCCGCCUCACCCAUCGCAAGAGAUUUCCUCCUUCAAUGCUUCCAGAAAGACCAAAAUCUCAGGAUCAGUGCUAAGAAAUUACUCAAACAUCCCUGGAUGCUCUCCGCCAAGAAACGUCUCGAACAGAAGGAACGCGAGCAGGCACUCGCCCAGGGGCGUAGGACUCCCGCCGGGCAACACUACAACCAAAACGGGCGCGGAACUUCAUCUCGUGAGAAUCCAUCCCCGGACACCAACAACAACACAUCCAAGACGGGCUACGACGAGACCGUCCAACGUGUCCAAGACUGGAAUAAAGCAUUAGAAAGUCCCUCGGCGAUCCACCCCAAGCCCCCGUACGAGCCUGUCCAUUCACCCCUUCAAGGCCUUGCCCAUCUCACCGCGACCUCUCCGAACCACAUCCCCUCCGUCAUCCAUCACCGUCCGAAUAAUAAUGAAGAUCUACGUCCGAAGACUGUCAACCGGACGCUCUUCACCAACGUGGGCUCGAUCGGGCCCUCCAAAGUCGGUCCGGCGGCGUUAAGCCAGUACCAAGACGAGGCGAUGUCGCUGAAAAACUCGACGAUCCGUGGGCUGGCGGGGGUCACUCAUGUGAGUCGGCCCGCGGCCGGCUCUGCGCUCCCGCUGUCCUCCAGUGCACUCCCCCUGGCGGUCAUCAGCACCACCCCGCCCGCCCGCAAACUGGCGGAGAUGGGCAUCGAGAGCCCGCAGGGAGACAACUGGGACGACGACUUCGAGGGCGGGAUCUCGACGUCGAAGAUCGCGGCCUUGGAUGAGGCCCAUGCUAAUAGCGGCUCGUCUGAGAGCGAAGAGGACGACGACGAGGACGACAGUGACGAGUCCUCGCAGACCCGCCGGAUGACGACCAGGGAGGAUAACUCCGCGACUAUCAAGCCUGGCGGGCCUGGGAUCAAGUCCUCCUCUACCAGUCUCUCGAAAUCGCUCCCUCAAACUUCCCCUGCACUCGGCCCCAUCGUCGAGGAUUAUUCGGACCUGGUGGCCGACGAUCAGCGCGACCCUUUCGAGGGCAAAGUCGCCAGCCUCAAGGUCCAUUCCCCGCCUCUUGUCCCAUCCGAACCGACUGGAACUGACCAUCCAUUCCUCAUACAGGUACUCAACCAACACCAGAAGAUCCUGCACCCGAAGGACAUCAGUCUGCCUGCUUCAGUGACGGGAGUUGAUGUGGUGCCUGGCCUGAAGACGCGCCUCUCGAGCAUCGCUGCAGCCCGGUCGGAUUCGUCGUCGUCGAGCUCGCAACGCGCAGAGUCCCCCGCGCCCUCCUUCACUCGCUCUCAAGGCGCGUCUUCCUCCGGAAUGGCCCGAGCCCAGUCCACCGACGCCACUCUCAACCGGUUCUCCGAACAGGCAGGCGAGGACUACGAGGACCUCUUCGGCAAGCCCCAGCCACACCAGACCGACGACCGUCCAUUCCCAUCCUCAGAGACGUUGAAGCUGCAAACCCGACUGUCCAACAUGUCCAGCAAAUCCUGGUUGGGAGACGAGGACAGUGACGAGGUGGACCCGUUCGCAGAGGUCGACGAGGACAAUCUUACGGAAGAAGCCACCUUGGAGGCCAACAUUGCCCGCGAUAGGUUGGCUAGACUGUCGACUUUGGUCACCGAGAUCGUCGACCAAAUGACGCCGGACAUCGACGAGAUCUCGCUCAAGGACGGAUGCAUGCAACUGAUUGGGCUGUUCGAAGACACUCCCGAGAUCCGCACUCAUUUCGUCCGCUCUCAUGGCAUGCUCGCCGUCAUCGAACUCUUGCAACAGUUCCAGAGAUCACGGGACCUCGUUAGCCUGUUGCUGCGCACUAUCAACCUGAUCAUCAACGACGAUCCGGAGUCCUUGGAAAAGAUCUGCUAUAACGGCGGAUGUCCGGUGGUGAUGGGCUUUGCGUCGAAUAAAUACGCGCGCGAGAUCCGACUGGAGGCGGCGUUGUUCAUAGGCUCCAUGUGUCAGACGUCGCUACUCACUUUGCAGAUGUUUAUCAGCUGUAGAGGUCUGAAAGUGUUAGUGGAAAUGAUGGACGAGAAUUACGAUGAGCAGAAGGACCUGGUAUGGAUGGCGGUGGACGGGAUCUGUCGGGUGUUUGAACUACAGGGACCGACGCCGCGAAACGAUUUUUGCCGGAUGUUUGCGCACGAGGGGUUGCUCGAACCCCUCUCGGAAGCCCUCCUUCAUGUCUCUCAUGACGACGACGACCUCGCUGAAAACGCCAAAGGCCGGAUCGUUCAUAUCUUCCUCCUAUUCUCUCAGGCCGACAUGAAAGUCAAAGAAAUCAUGCUCACACGUGCAAUCAUCCUACGUCUGAUUCGCUCCCUAUCUAUCUUGGAGAACGAGCUUUUGGCGACGAUGCUCAAAACGCUGAAGAACUUGACAAUGCUUCCGGUCGGCUUGCAAGUCCUGCAGAACGCGAAUGCGAUCGAGACUCUGACGAAGGUGUUGAAGGAGCAGAUCGAGCGCGAUCCGGACACGCCGUUGACGACAGAAAUCGCGAACCAUGUGGUGAAUGCGUUGUACAAUUUAUGUCGACUGAGCAAGCCUCGUCAAGAAGAAGCGGCGCUUGCAGGCGCGAUCCCAAUCCUCCAACGCGUCGUCAAGAGCAGCUCGCCCCUCAAACAGUUCGCCCUACCCAUCCUGUGCGACUUUGCACACACGAGCAAGACCUGUCGGAAGUUGCUGUGGCAGAAGGAUGGCUUCGCGUUCUACCUCGGCUUGUUGAGGGAUCCGUUCUGGGGCAUCACCGCGCUGGAAUCCAUCUUGGCUUGGCUUUCGGACGAAACUGCCCGUGUCGAAGACGCGUUGACUGAGCCGUCUUCUAUCGAGGCGCUUCUGCGGAUGUUCACCAAAGCCAAGGCCACGACGUUCGAGAACCUGCUCGAUCCCCUCUUAAAACUGUUCCGGAUCUCGCCCGCGGUUGGGACGUCAUUAAUCAGCCAACCGGCGUUUGCACGCCGAUUAGUAGACCGAUUACUGGGCCACAAUAAGGCGGUGGUCCGAUUGAACUUGCUACGACUGACGAAAGCGGUAUUCGAGACGGCGGAGGAAAAGACGACGGUUGUUCGGAUGAGUGGACUGGCGGCGGCGAUCACGAAGAUGGCCGAUUCGGAGUCGGCGAUCCUUGUGCGUGAGCUUGCCAAGGAACUGAACCGGGAGUUCUGCACGCUCGAGAAGAGCCCGUCGAGUGUCGCCAAGGGGGGCAAGAAGCCCGGCCGGCCGGCCCACCUUCCCGCCGGUGCCCUUCCCCGCUCGUCCGCUUCCACGUCUCUCGGCCUGCCGCCUAACGACGACUAUCUCAGUCUGCCUCACCAUACCAGAAAACCCGGGCCCAUCAGCGAGCCAUCUGGGACCCGCCUGUCCACCGCGCGCUCGUUGUCCAGAGACACCCUCAACCAAAUGGCCCGCUCCUCCUCAUCCUCCUCCUCGGCCUCCUCCCCUGCAGACCAACAGCCGCCCACCGCCGGCCUCGCUGCGAGCUUCUCUUCGAAUUCCGGCUUGCACGCUGUUGGCGCAGCCUCUCAGAAUGCCCACAACAACGGGCCGAGGCCCUCCCCCGCCGAGCGCGGGCUCGUCUCGAGGCCGUCGUUCUUGCUUAACUCGCGUCGCUCGUCAAACACCCCGCCCCCUCCACACCAUCCCUCGUGA
Molecule: messenger RNA, 4413 nt
Organism: Puccinia triticina
Lineage: Eukaryota; Fungi; Basidiomycota; Pucciniomycetes; Pucciniales; Pucciniaceae
Exons: 15
Coding region: 1-4413 (1470 amino acids)
Biological process (GO): protein phosphorylation
Cellular component (GO): cytoplasm
Molecular function (GO): ATP binding; protein serine/threonine kinase activity
Source: RefSeq, a predicted model, not a curated record